AUGUCGUGGAACGCGUACGUGUCGGUGGGCUCGACGAAGUCGACGGCCCAUUUGACGCGGGCAGUCUUGUUGACGUCGGUCGGUGUACUUAUGUUUGCGCCCAACGCGGCCUUUCUUCAUGCUGGCGGUGUGCUCACAUAUCAUUUCGCGGCUGGGCAAGUUGUCGCCACCAAGCGACACGUUGGCACGUUGCCAUAUCUUGCCAAUAGUUCGUGGGUUGCGCCCAAAGAUGCGAGCCACUUCAAGUAUGGCCCCACGUUGCAGCUUGCACGGGUGCUGAACAACGCGUACGAGAAGGUGAUCUAUGACAGCACGUCGCUGGCCAGCGGUCAGCUCCUUCAUGAAAACGCGGGGUUUUGCAACUCAAUUUGCCGCUCAAACUUGAUCGACAUUCUGAUUUUCGGAUAA
Messenger RNA from Aphanomyces astaci, 408 nucleotides. RefSeq lists its product as hypothetical. The coding region runs from base 1 to 408 and encodes 135 amino acids. The transcript has 2 exons. Lineage: Eukaryota; Oomycota; Saprolegniomycetes; Saprolegniales; Verrucalvaceae. The record is from RefSeq and is a predicted model, not a curated record.